Messenger RNA from Thalassophryne amazonica, 851 nucleotides. RefSeq names its product serine/threonine-protein kinase pim-2-like. Gene Ontology annotation, biological process: regulation of mitotic cell cycle; protein autophosphorylation; negative regulation of apoptotic process. The record is from RefSeq and is a predicted model, not a curated record. Gene Ontology annotation, cellular component: cytoplasm. NCBI's taxonomy places the organism in Eukaryota, Metazoa, Chordata, Actinopteri, Batrachoidiformes, Batrachoididae. Gene Ontology annotation, molecular function: ATP binding; protein serine/threonine kinase activity. The transcript has 6 exons. The coding region runs from base 1 to 828 and encodes 275 amino acids.
AUGAGUUUCGAUGCCAAAUGUGGUCUAACGAAGGUGUUUCUAAUUGGAACAGUUGCGUACGUUGAGACGAGUCUGCUGGGUAAAGGAGGCUUUGGCCGCGUCUACGCCGGCUAUGUAAAUGACAUGAAGGUGGCCAUCAAACACAUCCCUUUGGACCUUGUGCGGUGGGUUCCAGUGGUGACAGAUGGUAAAACUAAAUAUGCUCCCCUGGAGGCCAUGCUCAUGGAAGCAGCCACAGCUGAUUGUCCUGUUUGGGACUCUGUUGCUGUCUUGCUGCUGGACUGGCAAGUCAAAGACAAUGAGCUGAUCUUGAUGAUGGAGAGACCGUAUCCCUGCUGUGACCUCGUCGACUAUGUUUCCCAGAAGAAAGUCAUUCUGGAGAAAGAGGCCAAAUACAUCAUGCACCAGUUGGUCCUUGCAGCCGUGAUCCUCCAUGCACAGGGUGUCUUUCAUCGGGACAUCAAGGUAGAAAAUAUCCUGAUUGAGACGACACGUGAACGAGUGAGAAUUAUCGAUUUUGGUUGUGGCACACAUGCAAAGGAGGGAUGGUACAAAGAUUUUACAGGUACGUGGGACAUUUGCCCUCCUGAAUGUCAACUACAGCAGCAGUACAGGGCCAUUCCUUUCACCGUGUGGCAGCUGGGGGUGGUGUUGUACGAACUCCUGGGAAGUGACAACUUUGACACCAAACGGUUCCUGGAAAACAAACUGAAUAUGAAUUUGAAAGCAUCUAAAGACUGCCAGGAUUUCAUGGACAAAUGUCUUUGCAUCCGUCCGGAGGAGCGACCUGACUUUGAGCAGCUGUUGGCUCACCCCUGGCUCCAGUGACGCGCCGCAGCACGUCUUCAUCA